AUGAUCGCAGAUAUUAACUUACCAGCGGAUCAGUUACAGGUAUGAACCAUCAUUUGACUCACCUGCUGAUUCCACCGAAAAAAAAUUAUACAAAACGUAACAAUUUCACUAUGUUUAGAUUGCAAUGGGCAUACCGUUGGAUAACAUUAAAGAUGUACGAAAUCUUUAUACCAAGCGAGAUUAUGAAACGACCAGAAUAAAUUUUGACAAGUACGUUUUGGGUUAAUCCGUAUUACAGCAUUAUACUGUAUCAAUUCUUCCUUCCUUUCCUUUCUUCUUUCUUUUGCUUUCCUUUCUUCUGUCCUUUCUUAUUUCCUUUAACUAUCAUGGUAUUUUUGUUCAGGCCCUCCAUUCAACCGAAACCAAAAGGUCAUGUCAUUGCAGCCAGAAUCACAGCUGAAAAUCCUGACGAGGUAAGAAUUUAUAGAUAUAGUAGUUACUGCAAUAUGCAGCUGUCUGAUUAUAAUGUUGCCUAAAAUACAGUAUGAAUGAACUUAAUUUAGUUUAGGUUUCCUCCUGUAGUAACACUGGAUCAAUAAGAGAUGAUCCUUACUGGACAUCUAGAGAGAACAGUUUAGAACUGAUAGAGCUAUCCAGUAUAAAUAGAGUUAGUUUAGUUUAGGUUUCCUCCUGUAGUAACACUGGAUCAAUAAGAGAAGAUUCUUACUGGACCUCUAGAGAGAACAGUUUAAAACUGAUAGAGCUAUCCAGUAUACAUAGAGUUAGUUUAGUUUAGGUUUCCUCCUGUAGUAACACUGGAUCAAUAAGAGAAGAUUCUUACUGGACCUCUAGAGAGAACAGUUUAGAACUGAUAGAGCUAUCCAGUAUACAUGGAGUUAGUUUAGUUUAGGUUUCCUGUUGUAGUAACUGAUAGAGCUAUAAAUAUAACCACAUCUUUCUUUUAUGUAGGGUUUCAAGCCGAGUAGUGGUACCGUACAAGAAUUAAAUUUCCGCAGCAGUUCCUCCGUCUGGGGUUAUUUCAGCGUGGCGCCAGAAGGGGCAUUGCACGAGUAUGCUGACUCCCAGUUUGGACAUUGCUUUGCUUGGGGCGAGGAUAGAGACCGCGCGAGAAGGUAAGGAGACUGGCACGACUUUUACAGCACGUGCCAACGUGUUGUUGGUAGUUUGGAAAAAGCCAAGUGGGACCCCGUAACUGGAAACUAUCUCUGUGGUCCGGCAGUCCCUACCAAUACGCAUUGUAUGUCUUUCGUGUCUUCUUUUCGUAUAAGUACAUGCUUGUUGUUUGUGGCAAAUCAUGUAAAUAAAUAAACGAAGAAAUGUAGAAAUGAAUAGACGAAGAAACGAGAUAACGAAGAAACAAAGAAACGAAGACACGAAGAAACGAAGAAACGAAGAAAUGAAGAAACGAAGAAAUGAAGAAACAAAGACACGAAGAAACGAAGAAAUGAAGAAACGAAGAAAUGAAGAAACAAAGACACGAAGAAACGAACGAAUGAAGAAACGAAGACACGAACGAAUGAAGAGACGAAGAAACGAAGACAUGAAGAAACGAACGAAUGAAGAGACGAAGAAAUGA
Paramuricea clavata is the source of this 1537-nucleotide messenger RNA. The record is from the annotation of a GenBank genome assembly. NCBI's taxonomy places the organism in Eukaryota, Metazoa, Cnidaria, Anthozoa, Malacalcyonacea, Plexauridae.